GUGAUGCGCAAAUAUUUCUUUCAGGUUAACGAUACUCUUUGUGGAGCAGGAAGGAGUCCAUAGUCCUUUCUUCACUGACCCUUCACUGAAUUCAAAACUUGGGGCCGUGAGGGAAAGGCGGAGAAACACGGGAUGGCCUAUAGAAUAGCAGUUAGUAGUUAAUGAGACAUGGGUAUCUCCUGGGCGCCCUGUAAGAAAUACGCCCAGAGAGCCUCCUGGAAAUCCUUACUCUGUAGAUUCAGGGUAGGACCCACGUUUCUCUUUUUAACAAAAAAGAGUGGUGGCCUCUGGUUGGAGAGCCGCAAACCCGGCUAUCGCGUCUAACGUGGGAGUUGCUCCCAGGUCCCAGCCGGCGCUGGGAGCCGGCUGGGGGAAUCCUCCACUCACGUCAGCGACGCACAGAGAAGCUUCCAUGAGACGCCAGCAACCUCACUCCGCUCAAUUCUCUCCGGCCUCCAGGGCGCAGGCGCCGCUCGCCCCGCCCCGCACGCAGGAUUGAUUGCUCCUUGCGCGGUGGCCCGUCUGCGCAGGUCGCCUGGGCGUCACUGCGCGGAGUGGGAAUGCCCGAUGUCACCUAGCUUGCUCCCUGCUCUCUGAGCCGUAAGGGAGGACCUCAGGGCUGCGGCUGCAGGACAGACAUUUGGACCUAGUGAAAGGACGUCGCCGCUUAGCCCCAGCUAUGGACUCCACAGCAUCAGGUUUGGCUCUCGAGGGUGGAGAGGGCCAGAAGCCCUUCUGGGGAGUUAGUCGCGGGCCAAGGAGGAGGACGACCCUAGGAAGAGGCCGAGGAAUCCAAGGAAGGGGCAGAGCCUGUAACCGCCUUCCCUGUGGCAUUUCCUAAUUAUCCAAGCCCAGGAGCGUGAAGUCUCCGUAUCCAGACACCAUGGUAGAGGUGGAGGGGAUGGCCGCGGAAGACUUCCCAAAAGCCAGAGGAGAGCGGGGAGGGCUCUCCUGUGUGGGAGGGAGAGGGUAAAUAAUAAACAAACCUGUGAAGGAGUGGCCUUGGCCAGGGAUCAGAGGGCAGUGGGGCCAUUUAGAGCCUUGCCACCAUUUCCUUUAUUGCUUCAUUAAGUAAUAGGAUUCCUCCAGCCUUUCUAGCUCAACUGUGUAGAAGAUUAGCAGUAUACAUGGGGGGUACUUCCUGUAGUCACCUCUUCACUAGUGUUGGGGACAAGGCAAUCCAGGUGACCCAUGAGUUUUUAAGCCAUUUCUUUCUAUGUUUAGAAUCUUCUGUCCUUCACCAAGUGGGCAUUUUAACUUUUCGUUCUUCAGCGCACAUGCUCAAGGUCACAAGACUGGCCAGUGGCAGAACUGGGCCGAAUCUCUGGGACUACCACCCCCUCUGUAUUCCUUUAUGCCUUGUAUUCUGUAGACUAUAGCACAGGAAUCAUCUCAAACUCUUUAGAAAUGCAGACUCUCAGGCCCUACCCCACAUACACUGAAUCAGAGUCUGUUUAACAAGAUCCCCCAGAAUCCAUACGCAUUAACGUUUGAGAUGUGCUGACCUAUGCUAUGCCAUGCUGCCUGCCAUUUCCAUGCUUUUGUUGUUGUUAGCUAUGAUAACUUCUUUGGCAUGGUUGCGGCUAGUGUUUUGUUUGUUUUCAGGCUUUGAAAAUAGUAUGAUAUAAAAACCCUAUUAUAGUGGGACUUAAAAAGUAUGCUUGCAGAGACCUAUGCUUGGGAACUUCUCAGGGAGAACUGACCUUUGAGCUGGGUUCCCAAGGAUGAGGGGAAAGGUGUAACUUCUUUCCCUUAAAGUGUAUAUAUUUCUUGGCCUUGCCCUGGGCCUUGUUUUGUGUUCUUAAUCUCAUACCAUAGGCUAUAUUUAAAGUUCCUUGAAAGUCUUCUCCAUGUUGAUAUUUUUAAAAGGCCUAGUAGAGGAGAUGCCCAGUAAGUAACUCUCCAGUGGAGUGGCUGGAAUUUGGUGAUACUUCAGUUACCUGAAGCCUGCGGUGCCCUUUGGACAGGAGAGGUGGGGGAGGGCUUGUGCAAUUCUGUCUCCUGUAGGAUAGCUAGAGGCUGCCCGUCAGCUCCCUUUGACCCAGCCCUGUCCCCAGAACCACUGAGGUGACAUACUGACUCUUCAGGGGUUUCCAGCUUGGGGCAUCUGGGAGCUGCAAAGGCCAUAAGGGUUAGCCUUCCUUAUGGCUCCUUUUACCUUCUUAGUUCUCCCUUCUCAGGACCCUGCUCUUUCUCCAGAGAGAUACCCAGGAGAAAAGGGAACAGCCAGUUUAUUCCUGAAAGCCAGGCCCCAGGAUCUGAUGACAUUCAAGGAUGUGGCUGUGGAAUUCACCCAGUGGGAAUGGGGGCAGCUGGAUCCUGCUCAGAAGGACCUGUACAGGGAAGUGAUGCUGGAGAACUUCAAGAACUUGGCCUCUCUGGGGCUUCCAGUAUCUAAACCAUAUGUGAUCUGCCAGUUGGAGGAAGGGGAAGAGCCCUGUGUGGUAGAGGGAGAAAUCUCAACAGACUGGGAGAAAAGGCCUAAAGCCAAGGAAUCAAGACUAAAUCAGGAUAUUUCCAAAGAGGAAUUAUUCCCCAUAGCAUCAGUAGAAAAACACAUCAGAGAUGAACUCUCCUUCUGCAAACUGAAAGCAAUUUGUGGUUGUGAUGACCAGUUAGAGAUACAUCCAAAAAAACUGGAGAGACAUCCGAAAGAAAUGUCAGUCACUCACAAAUCUACUACCACCCUUAGGAUAGAUCGUGAAUGGAGUGAUUUUGGGAGAAGUUUAGACUUAAGAUCAGUCCUUUUUAACCAACACAAUGUUCCCAUAGGAGAAGGAUCUUAUAAAUCGGACACAGAAUUCAGACAGACUUCAGGAAGAAGUAACUCCCGGAGAACCCAUCCAGGGAAGAAGCCUUGUAAAUGUAACGAAUGUGGGAAGUCUUUCCAUUUCCAGUCAGAACUUAGGCGCCAUCAGAGAUGUCACACUGGAGAAAAGCCCUAUGAAUGCAGUGAAUGUGGGAGAGCUUUUGGUCAUAUUUCAUCCCUUAUUAAACAUCAGAGAACUCAUACUGGAGAAAAGCCCUAUGAAUGCAGCGAGUGUGGGAGAGCCUUCAGCCAGAGUUCAUCUCUUGUUCUACAUUAUAGAUUUCAUACUGGAGAGAAACCUUACAAAUGUAAUGAAUGUGGAAGAGCCUUUGGUCAUACUUCAUCCCUUAUUAAACAUCAGAGAACUCAUACUGGAGAAAAGCCCUAUGAAUGCAGGGAAUGUGGGAGAACCUUCAGCCAGAGUUCAUCUCUCAUUGUACAUUAUAGAUUUCAUACUGGAGAGAAACCUUACAAAUGUAAUAAAUGUGGGAGAGCCUUCAGCCAGAGUUCAUCUCUCACUCAACAUUAUAGAUUUCAUACUGGAGAGAAACCCUACAAAUGUAAUGAAUGUGGGAGAGCCUUCGCUCAUACCGCAUCCCUUAUUAAACAUCAGAAAAGUCAUGCUGGAAAAAAGGCUGUAUGAAUUCAGUGAACGUAGGAAGGCUUUCAGCUGGAGUACACACACGAUUCACAUGACACACAUUGGCGAGAGCUCCUAUAAGUGUAACGUAUGUGCGACGACUUGGUUGGAAGACAUCUUAUUUAACAUCAGACAGUACACGCUAAAGAGACGCUCUGUCAAUGUUAAGAGAGAAGCUGAGCUUUGAAUCACACUAUCAAACAGCAGAGAAUCCAUCCUAGUGAGAAACCAAGUAUGUGUGAUGGAUUUGGAAAGGCUUUCGUCAGAGGAUACCCAUUAUUCAACGUCAGACAGUUUCUACUGGCCAGAAGCCUUAUUCAUGCAAUGAAUAUGGCACAGCUUUCAGUCACAUAUUGUUCAAUCAAUCAAUCAAUCAAUCAACCAGUAAGUAAAUAAAUAUCAGAUAACUCAUACGGGAGAGCAACUACAAGUGUGGUAAAAGCCAUCUGUAAUACUUCUUCCUUUACUAAGCACCAAGAACACAUAUAAAAGGGAAGCCCCCUGAAAGCAGUAAAUGUGGGAAGGUCUAUCAGAGCUCAUCUCUUCAAAAGAAUCAGAGAAUCAUUCUUGAGAAAAACACUAUGGAAAUGGUGAAUGUGGGAGUGCCUUUAGCCAAACCUCUUUCCUUUAUAAACAUCAGUGAACUCACCCUACUAGUUAGAAAUCCUGGGAAUGCAAUGCAUGUGGGAAAGCCUUUGACAGAUUUUCCACCCAUUUUGCACAUCAGGGAAUGUGUACUAGAGUGACUCUUUGAACUUGGUGAAACUAGGAAAACCCACUAGUAUAGUUCAGGCCUCAGCAUACAUUAAGGCUUCACUCCUAGAGAAACCUGGGAACUUAAUGGAUGUGGGGAAAAUUCCUUUCAGACUUGAGAUUCAUAAAACAAGAGCUGAAAGGAAUCUGAGAAAUCACCUCGUCUGGUGAUUUUCUACCUGGUAGGGGCUCUUUAUAACUGCAAUGUGCUUUGCCUCCCCAUUCGGUGAGCGGAGGGAGGUGUUACCAUGUGGGCGAAGAGAAUGGUGGCUGAGCGAGGUGGAGAGCCACCAGUGAC
Felis catus (domestic cat) is the source of this 4500-nucleotide messenger RNA. RefSeq names its product zinc finger protein 514 (gene ZNF514). Bases 2145 to 3452 code for a protein of 435 amino acids. Gene Ontology annotation, molecular function: RNA polymerase II cis-regulatory region sequence-specific DNA binding; DNA-binding transcription factor activity, RNA polymerase II-specific. Gene Ontology annotation, biological process: regulation of transcription by RNA polymerase II. Lineage: Eukaryota; Metazoa; Chordata; Mammalia; Carnivora; Felidae. The transcript is spliced from 5 exons. The record is from RefSeq and is a predicted model, not a curated record.